CGAAUCAAAUUAUUUUUAAUUCCAAAUGAUAUCAGUUUAGUUUGAAAAUGAAUUUCUUUUCUCCAAUAAAUCAACUGAUUGCAAUAAUUGUUAUCUGUUUGAUUAACUUUCCAUUGAUUGUUUUUUCACUUUCAUGGUCUAAUUGUGAAUCAGAUAAUCCAAUUCUUACCUUCAACUCGUUAACAAUUGAAGGUGAUCCCAUUGUAAUCGGUGAUCCUGUUAAACCAUUGAAAGUAUCUUUAGAUGUAAAUCUAACAAAACCAAUCGAUGAUCAGUUAAUUGUUAAAAUCUCAAUUAGCAAAGUAUUUACGAUAUUCGGUAAGCGAUUAACUUUACCCAGUUUCCCCUGUAUCAAAGGCUAUGGUUCCUGUGAACGUAAUCUAUGUGAUUUUUUGACCAGCGAUGAAAAUAGUUUCGGGUGUCCGUUAAUUAGAUCACUCGAUCGACCCUGUUUGUGUCCCAUUGAUCCUGGCCAGUUAAUUGUCAACGAUUUCAAUGGUCACAUUGACUUGUCCAAUGUUCCCAAGAUGCUCCUUUGGUUGUCAUCUGGUGAUUAUAAUGUUAAUAUUGUGAUUAAUAGGGAUGACCAGUCAGUGACCUGCCUUGAUUUGGAUUUGGAUCUUGAGAUGACCAAUAUUUCCCAUGAGGAAGAUUAAUUGUUACAAUUUAAUUAACUGUUGAAACUGAUUAAUUGUCGCAUGGAAACAAAAAGAAAAGGAUAAAUCAAAUCAAAUGAUGGAAAACAUAAUUAUCACAAUUGAAAUGAUUAAAUCAAAUGAAGGAAAAUGAAUGAAAAUAUAUAAACACAAUUGUAUCGUUGAUUGUUACAAUCAGUUAGUGAUUAAAUAAUUAUACAAAAACUCA
This is a messenger RNA of Panonychus citri (citrus red mite), 864 nucleotides long. Its product is annotated as ganglioside GM2 activator-like. Gene Ontology annotation, biological process: ganglioside catabolic process; lipid transport. The transcript is spliced from 2 exons. The record is from RefSeq and is a predicted model, not a curated record. NCBI's taxonomy places the organism in Eukaryota, Metazoa, Arthropoda, Arachnida, Trombidiformes, Tetranychidae. Bases 48 to 656 code for a protein of 202 amino acids. Gene Ontology annotation, molecular function: lipid carrier activity; enzyme activator activity. Gene Ontology annotation, cellular component: cytoplasmic side of plasma membrane.